CGAUCUCUCGCCAGGUGUCGACUGCAUCCGACGACAGUCACCGGGAUCAGCCUGAUCAGGCGACUUGUGCUAAGUUUUAUCGUUUACCACAUGUUGAUUAAUUAAAUAGAACUAUAAUCAUCGUGGCCAAAAUCAUUAUUUCGGACUGGUAUCCGUUCGUUUCCUACUCCGUCGACAUAAAAUUCCGUAAAGGUGGUUCCCCUUGUAAAGAGAACAGAGUUACGUCACGCAGGCCAGGAGGAAAGAUAUCGUGUGUCGAGCAGACUGUGGUCCCCCGUACGUCUCCUCGUAUACAAAAGUGUUCCUGCUUUUCUUUGCUUGCACUUUGGUAUCUGUCAAAACUCGAAAGUCACGCACGCGCUAGGCUUUCGCGAACGUGUGUGUUUAUAGAUAACCGUAGCAUUGGCUUAUAACCUACAAGCGAUCGUGAUUCGAAAACCGAUCGUGAAUGUUGAUAGUUGUUAGCCAGUACGGACGGCUGUCAAUCGUUUCGGGCUCGGAGAUAGAUUCGAAGUUGGUCUCUUCGAUACUUGACGAGGAGUUCGCGAGACGCGAGAAAUCUUCGAUACCUCCCUGCGUCGGGACAUUUGAGCGAGAAUAUUUUUUUGACGUUGAGUAGUCACCGGGAAACUAGUCAAAAUUCCGGUCCCCACUAGGAAACGAGAAGGCCCGCAACAAACAAGCGGCAGAAACCCGUCAACCACUGGCGAAGAAGCCUCGUCGAGUGGCAAAAUGAAUAGCAAAAGAAAGAACCGUUCGAAUACUAACAGAUCACCACGCGCCCGUGGCCCACAAGAAAGAGGAGUUGCCGCAGAAGGUGUUUACAACAAUGCCCACUUCAUGCAUGCAAUAACCAGUCAUGUUGGCAAUGUUGUACAGAUACAGACACUGAACGGUUCGAUAUAUGAAGGGAUUUUUCGCACCUUCUCAAGUCAGUUCGAUGUUGUCUUAGAAAUGGCACAUCGCGUAGAAGGCACAGGGAAAAUAAGUGUCGAGAGUGUAGUAGAAAAGUUAAUUUUCAAGCCACAGGAUAUAAUUACUAUGUCUGCCAAGGAUGUCGAUUUAGAUUAUGCUAUACGUGACACAUUCAGAACAGACAGUGCUAUUAGUAAAUAUAAUGGUUUAAUCGGAGAAAAAGAAUUAGAACCAUGGGACGCUCCCCCUGCAACUAUGAACGGAGACGAUUUAGAAUUAGAUGGUACAACCAAUGGUUGGGAUGCCAAUGACAUGUUCAGAAAAAAUGAACAAAAGUACGGUGUCCAGACAACGUAUGAGCCAACUUUAGCUGCCUAUACUUUGCCACUUCAGAGAAAAGAUACUAAAGAUUAUAAGGAGCAAGAGCAAAAGGCUGCAGAAAUAGCAAAUGAAAUAGAAUCACAACCAAAUCACAAGGCUAGACUGGAACUUGAAAAUGGAGAUGAAGAGGAAAGAUUUGCAGCCGUGGUAAGACCCACUGAAGGUAAAUAUAUUCCGCCACCACUGAAGAAAAAAAAUGGAAAUAACUCGAAGAUGAUGAGAUCUAGUGAACCUCCACCUUCACCAGGACCUACAACCACUAAUAAGAACGUUUUUAAUCAACAACCUCCGUCCAGUGUAAAUGUCAACAUUCCCCCGUCUUCAAAUCUUCCUAUUGGAAUGCAAAGCGCUCAUCCUUCGGUGCAACAUCCGGUAUCGUUAAAUAUGGGACUACCGCCUAGUGGAGUGGUAGUCACGUAUAACAAUCCGCCACCUCCGUUCGUACCUCCACCAGCUACGCAGCCACCACCACCAGUACCUGUUAUGCAACAAUCACAGCCACAAUCCCAGGCGACUCCUUCUGUACCACAAGUCAAUUUCCCACCUCAGCAACAGCAAGCGACAUCGUCUAAAAUAAAUUCAGAGAAACGUGAACGUCCUGGUAGACAGCAGGUAUAUCAAGCUGAUAAAGCACCACCGGCACCAUUCCCACAACCGAACAUUACUAAUUCCCAUCAGCAACAGACGUCGCACCAACAGCACGGCCAGUUACAACAACAGAAUUCGGUAGAUGGCCAACGAUGUGAAAUCGUUCCGCAUAAGUCAGAUCACAGAAAGAUUCCAACGCCACGGUCUAGAGAAGACCAGCAUACGGAGUUGAGGCAGUUUGCUACAGAUUUUAAAUUAGCUGAAACGCCAACCCAAGAUGCGCCACCCAUUAGCAGAAAGCAGCAGCAGCACCACCAUCAACAGGAUUCUCAUUCCACACCUCAGAUCACUCAACCGCAUCAUCAAUCGGUCCAUCAGCAUAUAACACCACAACAGACGCAACAACCACCACAGCAACAGCACACAAAUACUCCACAGCAACAGUCGCAACAGCAACAGCAACAGCAGCAGCAGCAGCAACAACAACAACAACAGCAGCAACCUCAACAUCAAAAUCAGUCUAUCCCAGAAGAAACCGUGGUCACUAACAAACCACCACCCGGUCCGUUACCUGUGCGAUCCACGAGUCCUCCUCAAACACCGCAGCAGCAGCAGCAGCAACAACAACAACAACAACAGCAGCAGCAACAACAACAACAACAACAACAACAACAGGCUCCUACGAAUACGCCGGCCGUAUCUCAAACUCCACAAGAACCUGUCAUCGAUAAGAUCGCAACAGCUUUCAAGAAAUCGACAUUAAAUCCAAACGCUAAAGAAUUCAAUCCAAAUACUAAACCUUUCACACCGCGAUCUCCGAGUACGCCUACUCCAAGUAGGCCACACACUCCACAGACCCCUCAAUAUACCGGAGCGACCAUGCCGGCAACUGUAGUCAUGCCAGCGUACGUAAUGACCAGCCAACCACCAACUGCGUUCAGUCAGCCACCGGCUCAACCUAUGACAAGGUUCCGGAAGGGUCAGUAUCUAGUACCGGUAAUGCAUGCGCAGCAUCGUGCGCAAGAUAUUGCGUCUCAGAUGCAGGUAGUAGCGGCAACUGGACAGCCUUUAAUGGCACCGGCUCCUCUGCAUCCACCGUUCCAGAUGCCUUACCCCGGUCAGCCAGCAUAUCAACAGAUGGUACGCAUGGUUCAGGCACCACCGCCACAUAUGGGUACACCUUAUCAUCACCACGACUCGCCAGGACCACAAGCUCCUGGCAUUCAAUACAUGGGUCCACACACACAUCCACACCCUCACGUUGCUCAACAACCACCAAGUCAGACCCCCUCUCCAGCUAAUCCUAAUCCACCACAUACACCAGGCACUUACAACCCACCCGGUACACCUCAGCCUUCGUACCCUCCACCACCUCCGCAAGGCCAUGCUCCGAGUUACCCCAUUAUGUGUCCUAUAAUCCCUCCUCAUAUACCGAUACCGCCGCAGCACAUGCAAUAUCUACCGCCGCAACCACCUCCAGGAGCGCAGCAAACUAUACCAGUGAUUUUGCCGCACAAUCAGUAGCUGCAAUCAGAAAUGGAUGAAGAAAGAAAGAGCUACUAGUAUUCUGCAGAGGUAGAAUAAUGUCUAAAUUUAAGUUACUUUCAUGAUGGCAUUAGGCACUUGAAAAAGACUUUCAUUUAUCGCUUGCUUAGAUUACCCUUAUAUUGGCUCGUCCGAUGUGAAUUAAAACCCGAUUUUAAGUUCCAUGAUUUUCUCCUUAACGCUUAAGUAUUCUACAGUUGAUUUUUUCUCUAUAAUGACAUCAGUGAUGUAAAGGAGAUAAUAUUCUUUUGUAUUUAACGUAAACAGACAUUCUUACAAAUCGUAAAAUCGUAAUAAUGUAAAGUGAAGUGCUGAUCAUCUUGAAAGUGACUCUUUCAGGUGGGUUAGUUAUUUGCACAAGACCCACAACGACAUUUAGUCCCUCGAAUUAUAUUUAAAUUUCAGUUAAACCAGGCAGAUUUCAUUACGCAACAUACCACCUUAUACUGUUAUUAACUUAAACGUUACAACAAAAAGGAAAUACGAUUAAGAUUGAUUUAUAGUAAUGUACGAGAUAUUAUAUAAAACGAAAAAUUUCCAAACAUAUUUUCACAUUGCGUUGAGACAGGUGGUGCUUAUACGAUCCAUUAGGAAGCGAAAGAAACGAGGGACUGCAAUUAUAAAAUUCUGCAAGAUAUAUUAAAAUUGAAGAAAUUUCUCUUUUAAUUAUCGUAGUUCGCACUACAUACUUUAUAAUAAACAUUAAGCCAAAAUUCAACCUGCGAGGUUGUCAACAGCGAGGUAUCCGAUAAAGUGUGAUAGUGUCGUGUUUGCAAAGAUCCGAGUACUCGAUUAACGGAGUAGUCGUGAACAUCACGCGAGUAAAGAAGCUUUUUUUAUGCCAAUUGUCGGGACGAUGUAAAGAAUAGGAAGAAUUAAGUAUUUUUCUGCUCGCGCUUUCAUAUUUGAUACUUCGCCGCAGUGGACAGAAAGCACAGAUACAGAUCGAUACAAUUGCUCUAAAUUACGUUCAAUUAUAAAAACCUGAAUGACCCGAUGUAGCGAAAUAAUAAUUGAGAGACCAAGCUCUAAAUUUCUCAGUCUGUUGAUGAUGGUUUUGUGUUGUGAGAUGUUGGUACGUAAGAUUCAAACAGAACGACUCGAUUUAGCAAAAGAAAAAAUGUUUAAGACGAACGAAGUCUGACAAACGAGACACCGUUUGAAACGGCCCAAUAAUUUUGUCAGGAGAGGAAAAGCAUCUGUGUAUAUAAAGAGGUACAGACAUAUUAGUUUCUGUUUAAUAAGUUCAAAUAUGCAAUUUCGAUGUUACGCGAUAAUAUGUUUAAAAAUAGGUAGCAGAAGAAAUAGAAGUUCAAAAGUAAUGCAAUAGGAAAUAUCACAGUACUUGUACGUAUUUAAUUUUAUCAUCUGUCCUCGUUUAAAUACAUAGAUACUACGUUAUCUAUGUAGCAUGUCCUUAUAAACUAGUUUCGAUUUUCUCUUGUAGAUAUAACUGCUGCAAAUUAUAAACAAAAAAGAACAAUAACAAAUAUCAGAUAUUAAAGUACAUAAUAAGUAGUAAUGUUUUAUUGUCCGAUAUAGAUCGUAAAGAAUUCAUUCAUUAUUUAAAUGUUUAAAACUGUUGUGAAAAUUAAAUCGAUUACGUACCUCUUAUGUAUAAAUGAACAAUGUGGGAUGCUGUGGUAUUGAAAAAGACAAGUUGAAUUACGGCCUUAGACCUAGUCGUGUAUAUAAGAGAAAUAAGAGGGAGAGAGAGAGAGAGAUUGAGAGAGAGAGAGGAGGCAAGGACGAUCCUUAUCCAAGAGAUAGUUGAAUGUGUGGCAUCGUUAGACACAAAUUUUAUAUCGAAGAGAUUUAAAAGAAAAAAACAUCAAAAUAAAGUCAAUGCGUUAAAAGCCCA
Messenger RNA from Ceratina calcarata, 5290 nucleotides. Its product is annotated as ataxin-2. The coding region runs from base 733 to 3408 and encodes 891 amino acids. Gene Ontology annotation, molecular function: mRNA binding. Gene Ontology annotation, cellular component: cytoplasmic stress granule. NCBI's taxonomy places the organism in Eukaryota, Metazoa, Arthropoda, Insecta, Hymenoptera, Apidae. The record is from RefSeq and is a predicted model, not a curated record. Gene Ontology annotation, biological process: cytoplasmic stress granule assembly. The transcript is spliced from 9 exons.